Messenger RNA from Elgaria multicarinata webbii, 939 nucleotides. Its product is annotated as olfactory receptor 5J3-like. NCBI's taxonomy places the organism in Eukaryota, Metazoa, Chordata, Lepidosauria, Squamata, Anguidae. The transcript has a single exon. Gene Ontology annotation, biological process: G protein-coupled receptor signaling pathway. The record is from RefSeq and is a predicted model, not a curated record. The coding region runs from base 1 to 939 and encodes 312 amino acids. Gene Ontology annotation, cellular component: membrane. Gene Ontology annotation, molecular function: odorant binding; G protein-coupled receptor activity; olfactory receptor activity.
AUGCAGAACCAAACCGAAGUGACCGAGUUCAUCCUCUUAGGAUUCUCCAGUGAUCCAAGGCUCCAGCUUGUACUCUUUGUAGCAUUCUUGUUGAUUUAUUUGAUAACCCUCUUUGGCAAUCUGGCCAUCAUUUCAGCUAUAAGAGCUGAUCCUCACCUUCAUACUCCUAUGUAUGUCUUCCUUUCUCAUUUAGCAUUCCUUGAUAUUGCUUUUUCCUCUGUCACAGUUCCUAACAUGCUAGAUGACUUCCUUACAGAGAGGAAGAAUAUCUCAGUGCAUUGUUGUUUUACCCAGGUCUUCUUUGUCAUGUGCCUCUCAGUAGGAGAGGGCCUUCUCCUUUCUGUGAUGGCAUAUGACCGGUACACAGCCAUCUGCCAGCCCUUGCAUUAUAUGGUGAUUAUGAGCAAACAGGUCUGUGCUUCUCUGGUGUUCAGUGCAUUGUUCACCGGCUUUCUCUACGCAUUGCUAGAUACUCUUCUGCUAACAACUUUACAUUUCUGUGGGCCCAACGUAAUUCAUCACUUCAGUUGUGAGGCCCCACAAUUGUUCAAACUUUCCUGCAGCAAUACAUUUGCAAACCAAAUGGUGAUUUUCACCCUUGGCUCACUGCUAGGGAUGGGGGCUCUACUCAUUACAUUGGCUUCCUAUGUCCACAUCAUCUCUGCUGUCUUAAGGAUCCAGUCCACGGAAGGGAAGCACAAAGCCUUUUCCACAUACACAUCUCAUGUGACCGUUGUUGUGCUCUAUUAUGGAACUAUUUUCUUUAGGUACCUGAAGCCCAGCUCAAAGGACUCUCAGGAUCAGGAAAUGGCACCAUCUGUUGUUUAUUUUAUUGUGACACCCAUGUUAAACCCCAUCAUCUACAGUCUCUGCAACCAAGAAGUGAAGAGGGCAGUUCGUAAUAUGGUGUGCAGGAAAAUCAAAAAUGAAAGUAUGUAA